AUGACCAGUGAACAUAGAACAGAGCCAAAUGAUCGUCAUUCUUCGGGCGAGCGGAGGAGUGCCAACGCUCCUGCCCGGCCAGACCCUCGACGACUCGAGUUUGUGAUUACCGGGUUCGGUCCCUUUCGCAACGCUGCCGAGAAUCCUUCUAUGAUUCUCGCCAACGAAAUUGAGAGCUAUCUACAGACACAGGCUCACGUUGACGAGCUGCAUUCUAGCUGCGCAAUUCGGGAAACACUCGUACUGGAAACGUCGGCCGCUGCCGUCCGCGACGAACUUCGGGCACUGCAAGAGCGAUUGGCAGCGGUGGACGUGGACACGGACGUUUGCAUCCUGCAUUUAGGAGUAAAUCUCCGCGGAAAAGAUUUUCAGGUAGAGUCAUGCGCCUACAACGAUGCCGACUUUCGUAUCCCGGAUGAGCGCGGCUUUCAACCGAAGCAUCAAGUCAUCGUCGAGUGUCUACCACUCGGAGCCACGCUGGAAUCUUCUUUAAAUGUGGAUGGACUAGUCGAAAAUUUAAAUGCGACCGCCAAAGGUGACAAAACUGAUUUACCAUGCCCAGACGCUGGAAAGAUUGUCGCGAGUACCGACCCAGGGCGGUUCGUGUGUAAUUACACAUAUUGUUGGAGUCUGAAUAGCUUUGCAUCCGACAUGGCCAGUUGCCGACAAUGCCUCUUCCUUCACGUUCCACCCUUUGAAAAUUGUUUCCAAAAAAGAGCAGCUCAAAGUUUUAGUUCGAAUUCUCAAAGAGCUCUCUAA
Molecule: messenger RNA, 759 nt
Organism: Phaeodactylum tricornutum CCAP 1055/1
Lineage: Eukaryota; Bacillariophyta; Bacillariophyceae; Surirellales; Neidiaceae
Exons: 1
Coding region: 1-759 (252 amino acids)
Biological process (GO): proteolysis
Source: RefSeq, a predicted model, not a curated record